GCCUCUUUGCCAUAUUUUCUGACAGUCUCAUAGACUGUCCCCUUUUGAUCUCGAAUUGCUCAAUCCUUUAAAUUUUCACUUCAAUGGAGUCGAGUUCGGCUAUUUGGAUCUUUGUAAUUGUAUCUGCCCUUUUUCUUCAGUCAUGUUUUGCAAAGAAAACUUACAUUGUACAAAUGAAACAUCAUCAAAAGCCCAGUUCCUAUUCCACUAACAGUGAGUGGUAUGCUGACAGCCUCCAAUCAUUCACUUCCGCUACCUCGGAUUCAGUUCUCUACACCUAUGACACAGCGUACCAUGGUUUCGCCGUGGCGCUGGACGAGGCAGAGGCCGAUUCGCUUCGAGAAUCUGAUGCUGUUCUUGGAGUCUAUGAGGAUACCGUUUACACUCUACAUAUCACUCGGACUCCAGAGUUUUUAGGCCUGGACGAUGAACGUGGGACGUGGGCUGGCCACACCUUGCAGGAACUGAAUCAAGCUGCACAGGAUGUCAUAAUUGGUGUACUGGAUACCGGCGUUUGGCCCGAAUCCAAGUCGUUUGAUGAUACCAACAUGCCUGCUGUGCCGUCCAGAUGGAGAGGGAAGUGCGAUGUGGCUGAUGAUUUUGAUCCCAAAAUCCACUGCAACAAGAAACUGAUAGGUGCUCGAUUCUUUUCCAGAGGAUACAACAUGGCUUCUGGGGGCAAAGAAGCGCAAUCUCCUCGAGAUGAGGAAGGUCAUGGAACCCACACGGCAAGUACCGCAGCUGGAUCUCAGGUGGCAAAUGCCAGCCUUCUGGGAUAUGCAAGUGGAAACGCCCGAGGAAUGGCCCCCCACGCUCGGGUGGCCACUUAUAAAGUCUGUUGGAAAACGGGUUGUUUUGGUUCAGACAUAUUGGCUGGAAUGGAGCAAGCAAUUCUUGAUGGAGUAGACGUGUUGUCUCUCUCUCUAGGGGGAGGAUCUGUGCCUUAUUAUCGUGAUACCAUUGCUAUUGGAGCAUUUGCCGCAAUGGAGAAAGGUAUUCUUGUUUCUUGUUCUGCUGGAAAUAGUGGUCCUGCUAAAUCUACACUUGCAAAUGUGGCUCCAUGGCUAAUGACUGUUGGAGCCGGUACUCUCGACCGGGACUUCCCGGCUUAUGCUACAUUAGGCAACGGACAGAAGUUCACUGGUGUAUCAUUGUAUAGUGGUAGAGGAAUGGGAAAAACAAUGGUGGAAAUGUUCUACAGUAAAGGUAGCAAUAAUUCUAGUAAUUUGUGUUUAGAAGGGUCCCUUGAUCCGGCCAUUGUGCGUGGGAAAGUUGUCGUAUGCGAUAGAGGGAUCAAUGCAAGGGUUGAAAAGGGUACGGUAGUGAGAGAUGCCGGUGGCGUUGGUAUGAUCCUAGCUAACACGGCCGCGAGCGGGGAGGAGCUGGUGGCAGACAGUCACUUGUUACCGGCGAUGGAAGUGGGGAGAAAGGUGGGGGAUAUAAUUAGGGAAUACGUUAAAACGGAUAAGAAACCCAUGGCGAUUAUUAGCUUUGGUGGGACGACGUUGAAUGUGAAGCCAUCGCCGGUGGUGGCUGCCUUCAGCUCUAGAGGGCCGAACACGGUGACUCCCCAGAUAUUGAAACCGGAUGUAAUUGGACCGGGGGUCAAUAUCUUGGCUGCUUGGUCCGAGUCCGUUGGCCCGACCGGGCUUGAGCAGGACACUCGUAAGACCUCCUUCAACAUCAUGUCUGGUACAUCCAUGUCUUGCCCACACAUCAGCGGAUUGGCAGCUCUGCUGAAAGCAGCACAUCCCGAUUGGAGCUCGAGCAUGAUCAAGUCUGCGCUAAUGACCACGGCCUACACGCACGACAACACAAAUUCUCCUCUACGCGAUGCUGCAGACAAUUCGUAUUCCAAUGCGUGGGCUCAUGGAGCCGGUCAUGUUGACCCGCAGAAGGCCCUGUCCCCCGGCCUAGUGUAUGAGAUCACCCCGCAAGGGUACAUUGGCUUCCUUUGCUCUUUGGGCUAUGCAACUGAGCAUAUCCAAACCAUAGUUAAACGUCCGAACAUCACUUGUAGUAGGAAAUCCUCUGAUCCGGGCCAGCUCAACUAUCCGUCAUUCUCGGUCCUUUUUGGCAAAUCUAGGGUUGUUCGGUACUCCCGGGAGUUGACAAAUGUUGGAGCCGCUGGAUCUAUCUACCAAGUGGCGGUCCAAGUUCCCGCUUCAGUGACCGCAACUGUGGAGCCAGCAAGGCUAGUUUUUGGAAACGUGGGCGAUAAGCAACGAUAUACAGUUACGUUCGUGUCGAAGAAGGGCUUAAAUCAGUUCGUUGACAGGAAUGCUGCAUUUGGUUCCAUUUCUUGGAACAAUGCCCAACAUCAAGUGAAAAGUCCAGUUUCCUUCUCUUGGACACGCACGUUAUGAUUUGAAGCUAGGAGUUAUUUCUUGAAAUAGAGCAAGGGACGAACCGAUGCUAUCUCAGCAGGCAACGGCUACCUACGAGCUUGGGAAACUGUUUUCCAAUAUAAUUUGAUUUUUCUGAAAAACUGAGGAAUUAGUUCCUCAAAGCUUUGAUUUCCUUUGUAGUGGAAGUGGAAUUGGGAAUAUGUUCCUGGUACCCCAGUUUGUUUAAUGUAAUGGACAUUAGACUAUUGAGCCCAUAAAAAUAAUUCAUUGGGCCCCUAAUGCUGACUUGAAAAUCCCAAUGAAGUUCAAUUCAAGCAAUGGGUCUUAUAUAAAUAUCCUUAAUUU
Molecule: messenger RNA, 2693 nt
Organism: Olea europaea var. sylvestris
Lineage: Eukaryota; Viridiplantae; Streptophyta; Magnoliopsida; Lamiales; Oleaceae
Product: subtilisin-like protease SBT1.8
Exons: 2
Coding region: 84-2366 (760 amino acids)
Biological process (GO): proteolysis
Molecular function (GO): serine-type endopeptidase activity
Source: RefSeq, a predicted model, not a curated record